Messenger RNA from Pelobates cultripes (western spadefoot toad), 264 nucleotides. The record is from the annotation of a GenBank genome assembly. Lineage: Eukaryota; Metazoa; Chordata; Amphibia; Anura; Pelobatidae.
AUGCUGUGGAAACACAGACGGCUACACCAGAUUACUAAGAUUGCCACUAGAGACAAAACCAUCACGCAGCUCCCCGAGAAGAUCUCAAACUAUUUUCACCGGUUUUACUCAGACCUUUACCACCUCCCUACAGGUGACACGGAAGGUGAACGCACACAACGCACAACCUUCAUAUGGGACCACUUGAAUAACAACAUAGCUACGACCCUGAUGCAAGACACUGUAGAAGAACUGGAGACCCCUAUAUCGCUAGAGGAACUUUGA